AUGACCCCAUCAGCGCAAGACGUCUCCCCGGAGGUCAAUCCCAAGUGGCUCGAGCUCCGCCAGAAGCACCAGAAUGAGUCCAACACAUUCCAAGCCAUGGUCAAUCGAAACCGAGAGGAGUUCGAGGCUCGAGUCGAUCGUCAGAGGAAGGACUUGCUCGCACUGCACAGCAAGGAAGAGAGUGAAUUCUGGAGCAAGAACACACAGACUGGGGCUGUAAGAGCCGGAACGAAGGCGAAGUUUGCUCGCACACAAACACCAAUAGGUAGUGUAGCGCCGUCCAAGAAGAUUGCUCCACCAGCUUCCCGCCCAGCGACUCCGCGAAUGUCGGUACGGCCACCUGUCACCCCUGCGCGACCAACUCAACACCCACGCUAUGCGGAUGUGCCACCUGCUCCGAAGAGACCGACACAGCGGGCGGGCCUGAAUCGUAAUUCGGGCCAGCCUGAGGUUAUCGACCUCUGCUCUGACGAUGACGACGAUCCGAAUGUCACCAAGAAGCAGCCAAUCGUGCAAAAGAAGACUGCCCAGAAGCCGGCUGCAAAACCAUCAAACGCCCGAAAUGCUACCAUCGAGGAUGCCAUGGCCAUCGAUGGGGGUCAGGUGCAGUCAAGCGAUCCUUUCUCGAUUCCUGAAGCUACUCUUGAGCUGUUCGGUGGCAGUUCGUCGAAGGCCUUUUCCACUCCCGUUCGAACAACCAUCAAAAAUGAAUUCAGCAGCCCGAACCUUGCAAGCCCCUUCGCGAAGAUGGACAUGUCGACUCCCAAGACGCCUGACCCAGAACCUGCUUCACCUUCACCGCACCGAGCUUCUACGGCGACACGACAGUUCGGGUCACCUAGGAUGUUCGGCUCCCGCGCACCAUCGUGUGUUCCAGGUCCAGAUCACUCGACAGCGGGCUUCAUGAACAGAGUUGCAAGCGCGAUGCCGAAUGCGCCCCUUGGCUCAUCGCCUUUCUACAGUAACGCUGCGACGGACAGACCAUCGGUAGGCGUCACGGGUCGCCUAGCGAGUGUAGCUCCUCGUGCAUCCUCUCCUGUUCAGAAGUGGCCUUCACCUCGAUUAUUGUCACCUGCGUCUGAGUCCAAGUCGCUUCCAUGGGCCAAUCUUGGGACACGGAAUCAGCAGCGCGAGCGCUCAGUUGUAUUGAGGGAUGACAGUGUUCGGCAGAGUAGCCACAACAGUGACGUACCGGGCAGUCAUUAUGAUGGAGCGGUCGGAAAGACGAAUGUCGAAAUGCAUGAUGCGCCUAUGUCUGAGGCCACUGAAGUCUCCCCAUCAUCGUCAUCAGCCCCAGCAAUCCAGCCCCCGCAGUUCGAGCGAGUCGAUUCUAGCAAUGCCAACCCCUUCACUACGACCGGAGCCGAAGCUCAAACUCCGCGAAAACAGACUAGACAGCUUCCGAGCCCACCGCCAUCACACGCCUCAGUAGUCUCGGAGCCCGUUGCACAUCGCCAGCAUAAUGUCUCAACACUAUCGCCUAGCUUCAAGAUGCCAAGUCUGCCAGCAAGUGCUGCUCCUAGCACAGUCCGUCAGCCCAUCGCCGCUGGAGCUCGCCACGUACGAGCCGGCACUACAGACUCACGUGCGUCAAGCUACACUCUCCCGGCCAGCCCUCGUGAUCAGCCAGGUGCUUCUGCCUCGUCUCGCCCCUCUGCUAUCUCUAGACAAACCGGCGCCACACAGUCUCGUAAGCGUCCAAUGGUGAUCAGCAUGAGCAGCGACGAGGACUCUGACUCACAGUCGGACUACGCCCCCUCGGAGAACGCCUCCCCGAUUGACGGCGAGCAGCCCAAGCCUAUGAAGCACGCACAUACAGCGAAGAAGACUAAGACUAAUGACGGAGCUGAGGUCGCUGCGAAACCCAAGCCUCGCAUGCAGAAAGUCAUGGGCAGAAAAGGCUAUGGCUUCAAAUUCGCUCCCACUCUCGGCAAAACCGUGGCCAUCCCUUCCAAACCCGCUGCCCGCCCUCCCACUGAGCCCAGGCGCCUCGCAGCUCGAAAGACUGUUAAGAAGGCCACCAUCCCGCAGUUCAUCAAGCGCCGCGCCGCCGUCGCUGCAAAGGGCAAGAUCCAAGACAUGUUCGAUUCGACCGAAGAAUUCGAGACGGAACUCGCCAUUGAAGAGGCCGACCACAUCGAAUCCGCACGCCUGCCAGACGACAUGCGACGUAUGAGUCUCACACCCUCACCGCCUGAUGAGGACAGCGUGGACGCACUCGCCGAGCCCGGGUCGUUUAAAGAGUGGUCGCAACUUCGAAGCACCGGAGAUCGCAAGGCGCGGUUGCAGGGUAUUGUUGAGGAUGAUGAUUCGGAGGUGGAUAUUGGUGAGUAG
This is a messenger RNA of Parastagonospora nodorum SN15, 2334 nucleotides long. RefSeq lists its product as hypothetical. Bases 1 to 2334 code for a protein of 777 amino acids. The record is from RefSeq and is a predicted model, not a curated record. NCBI's taxonomy places the organism in Eukaryota, Fungi, Ascomycota, Dothideomycetes, Pleosporales, Phaeosphaeriaceae. The transcript has 3 exons.